AAGAGGAACAAAUUAAAUAAUAAAGAAAAACAGACAAAUCUACAGUGUGAACGUUCUACAAGACCACUGUCCUUGACUCAGAACUCAGGAAGGUGUGGUCGGGAGGAGAGGCUGCCCUCGCCCAGCCCACUUCAUCUCACCUGCCAGAGGACCAGAGUUCAGAGGCUCAUCGCCAUGACCAAACUGAGCGCCCAAGUCAAAGGCUCUCUCAACGUCACCACCCCCGGGGUGCAGAUAUGGAGGAUCGAGGCUAUGCAGAUGGUGCCUGUUCCUCCUGGCACCUUUGGCAGCUUCUACGAUGGUGACUGCUACGUAGUCCUGGCUGUCCACAAGACAGGCAGCAACCUGUCCUAUGACAUCCACUACUGGAUUGGCCAGGCCUCGUCUCAGGAUGAGCAAGGGGCAGCUGCCAUCUACACCACACAGAUGGACGACUUCCUGAAGGGCCGGGCCGUCCAGCACCGUGAGGUCCAGGGCAAUGAGAGCGAGGCCUUCCGAGGCUACUUCAAGCAGGGCCUUGUGAUCCAGAAAGGAGGUGUGGCUUCUGGCAUGAAGCACGUGGAGACCAACUCCAGUGAGGUUCAGCGGCUACUGCACGUCAAGAGGAACGUGGUGGCCAGAGAGGUGGAAAUGUCCUGGAAGAGCUUCAACCGUGGGGAUGUUUUCCUCCUGGACCUCGGGAAGCUUAUCAUCCAGUGGAACGGGCCAGAAAGUAACCGCAUGGAGAGACUCAGGAGCAUGACUCUGGCCAAGGAGAUCCGAGACCAGGAGCGGGGCGGGCGGACCUACGUGGCUGUCGUGGAUGGGGAGGAUGAGAAGGCGUCCCCGCAGCUGAUGGAGGUCAUGAACCACGUGCUGGGCAAGCGGAGGGAGCUGAAGGCAGCCGUGCCUGACACCGUGGUGGAGCCUGCGCUCAAGGCCGCCCUCAGGUUGUACCACGUGUCUGAUUCAGAGGGAAAGCUGGUGGUCAGAGAAAUCGCCACACGGCCACUCACACAGGACAUGCUCAGUCACGAGGACUGUUACAUCCUGGACCAGGGGGGCCUGAAGAUCUACGUGUGGAAGGGCAAGAAUGCCAGUGCCCAGGAGAGGAAGGGAGCCAUGAGCCACGCACAGAACUUUAUCAAAGCCAAGCAGUACCCCGCGAGCACACAGAUAGAGGUGCAGAAUGAUGGAUCUGAGUCCGUCGUCUUCCAGCAGCUCUUUCAGAAGUGGACAGUGCCCAACCAGACCUCAGGCCUGGGCAAAACCUACUCUGUGGGCUCCGUGGCCAAGGUGGAGCAAGUGAAGUUUGAUGCCACAUCCAUGCAUGUCCAGCCUCAGGUGGCUGCCCAGCAGAAGAUGGUCGAUGAUGGGAGUGGGGAGGUGCAGGUGUGGCGCAUUGAGGACUUAGAGCUGGUGCCUGUGGCUUCCAAGUGGCUGGGCCACUUCUACGGGGGUGACUGCUACCUGCUGCUCUACACCUACCUCAUUGGCGAGAAGCCGCACUACCUGCUCUACAUCUGGCAGGGUAGCCAGGCCAGCCAGGAUGAAAUCACAGCCUCAGCCUAUCAAGCUGUCAUCUUGGACCAGAAGUACAAUAAUGAACCGGUCCAGAUCCGGGUCCCGAUGGGCAAGGAGCCACCUCACCUCAUGUCCAUCUUCAAGGGACGCAUGGUGGUCUACCAGGGAGGCACCUCCCGGGCCAACAACAUGGAGCCUGUGCCCCCCACACAGCUGUUCCAGGUGCGGGGGACCAGCGCCAACAACACCAAGGCUUUCGAGGUCCCAGCCCAGGCCACCUCCCUCAACUCCAAUGACGUCUUCAUCCUCAAGACUCAGUCCUGCUGCUACCUGUGGUAUGGGAAGGGCUGUAGCGGGGACGAGCGGCAGAUGGCCAAGAUGGUUGCUGACACAAUCUCUCGGACGGAGAAGCAAGUGGUAGUGGAAGGGCAGGAGCCAGCCCAGUUCUGGAUAGCCCUGGGUGGGAAGGCCCCCUACGCCAGCACCAGGAGACUGCAGGAGGAAAACAUGGCCAUCGCCCCCCGGCUCUUUGAAUGUUCCAACCAGACUGGGCGCUUCCUGGCCACAGAAAUCACUGACUUCAAUCAGGAUGACUUGGAAGAAGAUGAUGUGUUCCUGCUAGAUGUCUGGGACCAGGUCUUCUUCUGGAUCGGGAAGUAUGCCAAUGAAGACGAGAAGAAAGCCGCAGCCACCACCGUGCAGGAAUACCUCAAGACCCAUCCCAGCGGCCGGGACCCCGAGACUCCCAUCAUUGUGGUGAAGCAAGGACAUGAGCCCCCGACCUUCACGGGCUGGUUCCUGGCCUGGGAUCCCUUCAAGUGGAGUAAUGCUAAAUCCUACGAAGACCUGAAGGCAGAGCUUGGAAAUUCUCAGGACUGGGGCCAGAUCACUGCUGAGAUCACAAGCCCUAAACAGGAUGUGUUUAACACUAACACCAACCUCAAUUCUGGGCCUCUGCCCGUCUUCCCCCUGGAGCAGCUGGUGAACAUGCCAGUGGAGGAGCUCCCUCAGGGCGUGGACCCCAGCAGGAAGGAGGAGCACCUGUCAGUUGAGGAUUUCACCAAGGUCUUGGGGAUGACGCCAGCUGCCUUCUCCACCUUGCCUCGAUGGAAGCAACAAAGCCUCAAGAAAGCAAAAGGACUAUUUUGAGAAGCAAGAGUGGCUGUGGUUGUGAAGCAGUCGCUACCCUGCUCACAGUUUUGUUUUUAUUGCUGGUAUUAAUCCUAUAUGAAUUAAAGGUUUACACUUGUACCUGUGAGCAGCAGUCAAUGGCAAGGGUAUUUGUGUUUAGUAACUUACCUAUUCCUCCAGAAAGAUGAUGCCUCCAUCAGGAGCCUGUAGUCCCAAUGUCAGCUCUCAAGGUGGUUGCGUUUUUUCUAUCCUGGAAUGUGACAUCAUUUUAAACCAUUCUGUUUUAGAGCUUUCCCUUCUGAGAAGGGCAGCCUCACACUCCACGGAACAUUAGUUCUGAGGAGCCUUCCCUGGGCUUUUAUCAAAGGCAGGUGGACUUGAAGCGUUUUGGUUUUACACUUUUCCCAGAGCAAUGGCUUUCCCUUUCACAUACACUUUCCUCACUGCCUCCCUCAGGCGAUAAGUUAAAGGAGAUCCCUUCUUUGAAAGAGUCAAAUGGCCUAGGAGAUGGGUCUAUUAGGUUUCACAAUCCUUACUUGCCAGUCUCCAGUGAGAGGGGAUACACUGGGUCUAGGCUUGAGGCCUAAAGGCAAGUAUUUAAUGCAAAUGCUAUUUCACCCUUUUGGUACUUUUAAUAAGGCAAAGGAAGAGCACGGACAGCUAAGGCCAAGGCUGGGUUUACAGACUGGUAUCCGCAACCUCUGCAAAGCUUUAUGGGUUCCUCAGAUGAAAAUGGGAACUUGGUGCUGACCGUGGGCCUAUGU
This is a messenger RNA of Pteropus alecto (black flying fox), 3398 nucleotides long. It is a transcript of the gene VIL1, whose product is annotated as villin 1. Gene Ontology annotation, cellular component: actin cytoskeleton; lamellipodium; cytoplasm. The record is from RefSeq and is a predicted model, not a curated record. Lineage: Eukaryota; Metazoa; Chordata; Mammalia; Chiroptera; Pteropodidae. Gene Ontology annotation, biological process: barbed-end actin filament capping; actin polymerization or depolymerization; regulation of lamellipodium morphogenesis. Gene Ontology annotation, molecular function: actin filament binding; phosphatidylinositol-4,5-bisphosphate binding.